UUGUUUUGUUCCAUAUCCAUUUUUUUAGAUCAACUAGGUCUAUUUGAAACUAUUAAAAGAAAAUGUUUAAAAAUACAUUUCAAUCGGGGUUUCUUUCGAUUUUGUAUAGUAUUGGAAGUAAACCUUUGCAAAUAUGGGACAAAAAAGUUCGUAAUGGACAUAUUAAGCGCAUUACUGAUAAUGAUAUUCAGAGCUUAGUGUUAGAAAUUGUAGGCACUAAUGUAAGCACCACUUUUGUGACUUGUCCUGCAGAUCCGAAAAAGACAUUAGGAAUAAAACUGCCUUAUUUAGUUAUGAUAAUAAAAAAUUUGAAGAAGUACUUUACAUUUGAAGUGCAAGUUCUAGACGACAAAAAUGUGCGGCGAAGAUUUCGCGCAAGUAAUUACCAGUCAACAACCCGUGUUAAACCUUUUAUAUGUACCAUGCCAAUGCGACUCGAUGAAGGUUGGAAUCAAAUACAAUUCAAUCUUUCAGAUUUUACAAGACGUGCAUAUGGAACAAAUUAUGUGGAAACUUUACGCGUACAAAUACAUGCGAACUGUAGAAUAAGAAGAGUUUAUUUUUCUGAUCGACUUUAUUCGGAAGAGGAGCUUCCACCGGAGUUCAAACUUUUUCUGCCAAUUCAAAAGCCUCAAAAAUCAACGCAUACAAUUUUCAGUUGAGUCGAUGAACUCGUUAUGUGCUAUAUAAUAUACCAGCAAUGAAGAGAGUUAAAUCGCAAGGAUGCCACUAUUGGAGGUUAUUAAGCCAAUAAACAAACAAAAAAAAUAA
Molecule: messenger RNA, 771 nt
Organism: Rhagoletis pomonella (apple maggot)
Lineage: Eukaryota; Metazoa; Arthropoda; Insecta; Diptera; Tephritidae
Gene: Bug22
Product: cilia- and flagella-associated protein 20
Exons: 2
Coding region: 63-662 (199 amino acids)
Biological process (GO): positive regulation of cell motility; regulation of cilium beat frequency involved in ciliary motility; cilium assembly
Cellular component (GO): motile cilium; ciliary basal body
Source: RefSeq, a predicted model, not a curated record